CAACAAGUUGACGAGUUCGCGAGUGAAAUUCUACUACAAGAUGUUGUAAACGCAACUAUUGCGCAUGUUUUGUUACCUAUUUAGUUUCGUUUUCCAUUAUUAUUUUUAUCACGGCCUUACGGUCGCUGCAGAUCUGAAUGAUUUAGCACCGUAAUCACGUUUACGUGGUUGUAAACUUGUGUUUUGUGACCACUGUUGAAAGUGAAAGUGAUUAAAUAAACUAAGAUGACAUCUCAUGUAAUAAGAUGGGUCUGUAAUAAUAAACUAUUAGUAUUCUUUGGCUUAGCUACUUUUUGCUUCUUAGUUUCCACUGUAGCACUGUCCACUCAGAACAUAGCGCUUAAACGAUCUAUAACGUUUAUUAAGCAAAAAACUAGUCAACAAAACUCAGGGGAUUUGCCAAACCAAGCUGGAUCGGUACAAAGUUACAGACUUUCAAAAAACGUUAUACCUACAAACUAUGCUUUAAAAUUGAAUCCAAAUCUUGUUGAAAAAAUUUUUGAAGGUGAUGUAAAAAUUGCACUCAAAAUUUUAAAACCUGUAAAGGUAAUAUCUUUACACGCAAAAGAUUUAAAAAUACAAGGUGCUGAAGUCAGAAGCAGUCACAAUCAAAGUAUGGCUGUGGUAUCUACAAACUUGUUGUUGGCUUCAGAAGUAUUUCAGGUGAAUUUACAAGAAGAGACUGAAGCCAAUACAAAUUAUGAACUUCAUUUAACGUUCACUGGAAAACUAGAUGAUGGAAUUAUUGGAUUUUAUGCGAGCACCAUGCGUAAUGGGGACACAAUGGUUGCCAGCAAAUUCCAACCAACUUAUGCUCGGCAAGCAUUCCCCUGUUUUGAUGAGCCAGACUUUAAAGCAACAUAUGACAUAACACUUGUUAAACCCCUCAACUAUGUAGCUCUAUCCAAUAUGAAUGAAAUAUCUAAAACAUUGGAUCCAUCAUCCAAUACAGAAACAGUUACCUUUGCCACCAGUGUACCAAUGUCAACAUACUUAGCCUGCUUUGUAAUAUGCAAUUUUGAAGCAAAAGAAAAUGAAAUCAUGGCAAACGGCAUUGGAAGCAAUUUUACAUUAAGAUCUUUUGCUCAAAAAGACCAAUUGCAUAAGAUUGAUUUUGCUCAAGACAUUGGAAAGAGGGCCACCGAGUUUUACAUUAAGUAUUAUGAAGUUCCAUUCCCAUUGCCAAAAUUAGACAUGAUUGCCAUCCCCGAUUACGUGUCAGGUGCAACAGAGCAUUGGGGUUUGAUAACUUAUAGAGAAACUUCAUUCUUAAUUGAUGAAGAAACGGCUUCCUCUAGAAAUAAGAUCAGUGUUGCUAACACUGUAGCACAUGAACUGGCUCAUAUGUGGUUUGGUAAUUUAGUGACAAUGAAAUGGUGGGACGAAGUUUGGCUCAAUGAGGGAUUUGCUUCAUAUAUGCAAGUGAAAUCGCUUAAUGCGAUAGAACCUUCUUGGACAAUGCUGGAUCAAUUUUUGACUCGGACUUUACAUUCAGUUUUAGUGACUGAUGCCAAACUGUCAAGCCACCCUAUAGUACAAACCGUUGAGACGCCGGAUCAGAUUACCGCCAUUUUUGACUCCAUCUCCUACAAUAAGGGUGCCUCGGUUUUGAGAAUGCUAGAAGGUUUCAUUGGCGAAGAGAAUUUCCGUCGGGGUGUGUCAGAUUACCUAAAAAAGUAUGAAUUCGGUAACACUAUCACGCAAGAUCUGUUAUCGUCAAUGGAGCCCUACUUUAAGAAGGAUUACCCUGACCUAAGUUUAAGCUAUAUAAUGGACACGUGGACCAGGCAGAUGGGCUAUCCAUUACUGAGUGUAAAGCGUGGAGAUCAAGCUAACACGUAUAUUGUGACUCAAAACAGGUUCCUAAUCAACCCAAAAGCAGUGGUCAACCAAACUUCAGAAUUCAAGUAUCGUUGGUAUAUUCCAAUCACAUACAAAACUAAUAAAGGACCAAAGAAUGGAGUUACCUGGUUUCCAAACAAUCAAGAAAGUGUUACAUUAACACUUGGCGAAGGAGAAAAAUGGUUGAAGAUAAACAAUAACCAAGUUGGUUACUAUAGAGUUGACUACACAGCUGAUAUGUGGCAAAACCUUAUACAGGAGUUGAAAAGCCGUUCCGAACAGCUAACAAUAUCGGACAGAGCACAUCUGCUAAACGAUAUAUUUGCCCUGGCCGAGUCUGAAAUUGUACCUUACGCGGUUGCUUUGGACCUUUCUACGUAUCUUAACGUAGAAUCCGACUUUGUGCCCUGGGAGGCCGCUACGUCUGUAUUCUCAACGCUUUCCGAAAGACUGACCAACACACCAGCGCAUGGUUAUUUGGAGAAAUACGUUCAAAGUCUAGUGGAACCUCUAUACAAAAAGCAAUCUUGGGAGAAAACCAGUAUGAGCGUGAUUAAUGGUUUGCUUCGGGCACGGGUACUGUCACUGUCAACAAGUUACGGUCUACCCGAUGCAGAAACAAAGGUCCGCAGUCUUUUCCUGGCAUGGCUCAACGAGCGCUCGAAUCAAACAGUAAUUGAGACGGAUUUGCGCGAUUUUGUAUAUUAUUAUGGUAUGAAAUCAGCGACGCAAGACGAAUGGGAUAAGUUAUGGCAAAAUUAUUUAAAAGAGGAAGAUGUCCAAGAACAGUCCAAAAUACGAAGUGCCUUAUGUGCGCCCCGUGAUGUGAACAUUUUAAGAAGGUAUUUGGAACUAGCGUGGGAUGAGAACAACAUCCGAAGUCAGGAUUACCUAAACGUACUGUCAUCCAUUAGUUCAAAUCCAAACGGUACCGAACUAGUGUGGAACAACGUACGGGAGAAUUGGCCCAAACUAGUUGAACGCUUUACUUUGAACAGCAGAUACUUGGGUAGCUUAAUACCGAGCAUCACUGAUUCCUUCAACACGGAUCAAAGGUUGAAAGAGAUGGAACAGUUGUUCGCCCAAUACCCAGAGGCGGGAGCGGGUGAGUCAUCCCGUUUACGCGCUCUUGAGACCGUUCGCAACAACAUUAAAUGGGCGGCCACCCACCAGGAUGUCGUAUCUGCAUGGUUAGAGGAAGCUGUCAAUCCUCAAAAGGCAUAAUCUAAAAACAUAUGUCAAGAUUUAUAAAUUUAAAAUGCAUAUAAACUUAAAAUUUAAAAUUUUACGAUUAUGAACAUGAUAGGAUUUGAACAAAAAUGUUUCCUAAUAAAGUCUAUUUUUUCUUACUAGUCUUGUAAUGUAAAAACUUCUUGUUUAGCGUUGCGUCUAUUUUCAGAUUGUUGAGAAAAUAAUAAAAACAUACCCACAUAAA
This is a messenger RNA of Pararge aegeria (speckled wood butterfly), 3277 nucleotides long. Its product is annotated as glutamyl aminopeptidase. Bases 226 to 3066 code for a protein of 946 amino acids. Gene Ontology annotation, cellular component: cytoplasm. The record is from RefSeq and is a predicted model, not a curated record. The transcript has 18 exons. Gene Ontology annotation, molecular function: metalloaminopeptidase activity; peptide binding; zinc ion binding. Gene Ontology annotation, biological process: peptide catabolic process; proteolysis. Lineage: Eukaryota; Metazoa; Arthropoda; Insecta; Lepidoptera; Nymphalidae.